AUUGGAAAGGAGCAGUGACGAUCUGGGACUUGCUCUGCCUGUGCCACCUCUGGUGCUACGACAGUUGCCAUCGAGUGAUAAAAGUCCACCUGACAUUACAUGGCUAUCCCCCAGUAUAACCACCCCUCCUGCACAAGCCCAAGGCAACAAUCCAUUCUGUGAACUCCAAAAUCGAAUGGACAUUAGUCGAAGCCUCCCGAGCUCUUUAAGAACUUCCAACCUGGACUCAAGACAAUGUGCGACGAGCAAUACUGCACAUCCAGAGCGCUGCGUGGAGGGUGCUGUGCGCCUACCGAAGAAACGCUUUCGUCAAGACCUUUCAGCUCAGUCAUUGCCACCUACAAGUCCGACUGGGCUGUCACAACCUGUACCCCAGUUUAACAACAGGUUCAGCCCACACUUAGGCCAUAGCCCUGUUAACUUGUCUUACCAAGAUAACUAUUUCUUGCAAGAGUUCGACUCUGGCUAUGUAGAGAACAAUGUCAGCCAGAUUCCAUUUCGUGAUUCUCAAGUCUCUCUUCACUGUCGUCAGAACGGUUCCCACCAAAGUCCAUCACCAAUUUCUGACACAAAUAAAACAGGUUUUGAACGGUCUAUCUACACACUGCUUGUGGACCUGAAAAUGUCUGUGAAGUGCUUGGGGAGAAAAAUCGAAGAGAUGAGCAAUGCGAUGUCACAAGAGAAAGCGUUUUUGGCUGUUGAACUGCCACGUUUUUCUCUAGGAUCUGACGACGAACUUAAAGAUUUCAGCACUAAACUGUCUGACACAAACAUAAAGGGGAGGCUGGUUGCUAUGAUAUCACGCUUGGGGGGCAACAGUCUCCAGGAGAGUGUGAGGAUUACCAUGAAUCGACUCAUCCGCAAUUCCGUCGCGCUGCAGUAUAGCCUGAAAGGAGCGCACUCCAAGAAAGAUUUUUCAUCCCUUGCUCUCUGCUCAUCCGUUGUUGAAGUAUUGUUGGCAAGGUACAAGGACGUUACCGAACACGAAGUGUGCUACAGAAUUGGCAGAUACCUUGCGGGUGCUGGUGACAGAGAGGGUGGCAGAGAAGCCCGCCGACACCAAAUGCUUCGUUAAAUCAGUGGUGGCAUUGCCUGGCUCCUCCUGUGUUGCUUACAGCAUGUGGCAAGUGAAGGACAAACAUGACGACAGGCCAGAAAUAUUGUUAGGGUCAUAGUUUUGCCCUGUGUUCAUACGUUCAGCUUUUUUUCACAAGAAUGUGGAUGCUUUCAUUACAUGUGCCAGAUAAUGUUACUAAUGGCAAAUCAGCCUUUAAG
Messenger RNA from Ornithodoros turicata, 1275 nucleotides. RefSeq lists its product as uncharacterized. Bases 176 to 1075 code for a protein of 299 amino acids. The transcript is spliced from 12 exons. The record is from RefSeq and is a predicted model, not a curated record. Lineage: Eukaryota; Metazoa; Arthropoda; Arachnida; Ixodida; Argasidae.